GCCUCAACGGUAGAGACCUUUUUUUCGCGCAAGCUAUAAUUGGCAGUAGAGGAAGCGAAAAUCCAAGCGCCAGCAAUUACAACUUGGGAUGAUAGCUUCAACAACUCUGCCGCCAUGGCAGCCACCGCUUCGAGCUCCUCUGAGACUGACGAGGACGAGGCCCUUAGUAAUCCCUUUGCGGAGAAGUGUUGGCUUCGUUCAGGCCUACCGUCGCGGCGGUGGCAACAACGAUGGUUUUGGCGAGACCUGGGACAAAGUAUGGCGUGGCGCCAACGACGGCUUCGAAAAAUUCGUGUUCGAGGCGAGGAAAACUGCGGAGCGACUUGACAGGCGUUAUUCUGUAUCGCGCCGUGUUAGUUCUGUUGCCCAAUCGGCGGCUGACCGGGCGCGCGAGAUUGAUAGGGAGUUUGGAAUUGGAUUGCGUUGGCGUAAUUUUACAUUGGAUUUUAGCAGAAAUUGGCCAAGGUAUCGGAGGCAACUUAAUGAAUUUAUGGACACGCCAUUAGGAAAAGGUUUUGUGACAAUAUUCUUCCUUUGGUUUGCACUGUCUGGAUGGCUUUUCCGAGUCUUAAUAUUUGCAACAUGGAUACUACCAUUUGCUGGUCCGCUGCUCAUUGGGACUUUUGCCAAUAGCCUCAUAAUAAAGGGUACAUGUCCGGCCUGUAAUAGGGAGUUUGCUGGGUACAAGAACCAAAUUAUUUCUUGCACAGGCUGUGGAAACAUAGUGUGGCAGCCUAAAGGUCAAGGAGAAAACAGAAAAGGUGGUUCUGGUUCGAAGUCACAACCCAACGUCAUUGAUGUCGAGUUUGAGGAGAAAUGAUGAGGUUGGAAGGGAUGGUGAUUCCAUGUCGACACAAAACGAAGAAAGAGUUACCAAGGACCGUAGAUUGAAGAUGUCGAGGUUGUGUGAUCAAGUUCCACAGUAUCCGUGUUCUCUUCUCCCUGGAUAGUUACUGAUGUAGUUUGGCAGCAUUUGUUUGUAGUAUCAAUACAUAUGGUGGUGCAUAAAUGGGAAGUCCAUGUAAAGGUACUUGAAAUACAUUAUCCUCUCUUAUAGCUAUAGAAAUGGUCUUUCUUUGCGAUUUGUUUAUUUCAAACUUAUAACAAAUGUUGCUAAAGCGACACUGAGGCAGUGAAACAUUUUUGGUGUUUCAAUUU
Cucurbita moschata (crookneck pumpkin) is the source of this 1158-nucleotide messenger RNA. RefSeq lists its product as uncharacterized. Gene Ontology annotation, cellular component: chloroplast. The coding region runs from base 89 to 820 and encodes 243 amino acids. The transcript is spliced from 4 exons. Lineage: Eukaryota; Viridiplantae; Streptophyta; Magnoliopsida; Cucurbitales; Cucurbitaceae. The record is from RefSeq and is a predicted model, not a curated record.